Molecule: messenger RNA, 1240 nt
Organism: Diorhabda carinulata
Lineage: Eukaryota; Metazoa; Arthropoda; Insecta; Coleoptera; Chrysomelidae
Gene: Kr-h2
Product: Krueppel homolog 2
Exons: 5
Coding region: 219-995 (258 amino acids)
Biological process (GO): endoplasmic reticulum tubular network organization; membrane organization
Cellular component (GO): endoplasmic reticulum; membrane
Source: RefSeq, a predicted model, not a curated record
UGGACCGUAAUUUCACCGUUCCUUGUUUAUCUAGAUCUUUCAUUUUAAUGGGAACACAACAGACACAUCAUUUCUUCAAUUGGCAAAUUAUAUGUUAUAGGAAAGUGUUUAUUUUAUAAAUUGUCCAGUGUUAAUUGAAAAUUAGUUUAGGCGAUAGCGUUUAGUCUUGUGUUUAAAAUUAAUCUAAUUGAAAACGACCUUAGUACAUAAUAAUUAAAAUGAGUGAUACUUCAUCCACUACAGGACCGACUAGAAGUUUAAAUUAUGAGGCUCUCAAAGUGCAUAUAAUUACUCAUAAAAUAAAUUGUGGAUUAUGGUUGAUCAGAGUACUCGCUAUUAUUUUUUCGAUAGCAUAUUUUAUACCAAUUUUUGGCAAUCCAUACAAUUAUUACUACAAAGUUCUUUUGGCAAAUGCGGCAAUCAGUGCUCUAAGAUUACAUCAAAGGAUAGGAAGGGUACAGUUCACAAGACAGUUUGCAGCUGAGCUGCUUUCUGAAGAUAGUUGCCAUUAUCUCUUUUAUUCGAUGAUAUUCUUAUAUGUAGCACCAGUAACAUUGGUACUUGUACCUAUCAUUUUGUUUUGCAUAUUGCACUCUGCCAGUUAUUCUCUGACUUUAUUAGAUACUUUAGGUCAGAACUCAUGGUGGGGUGCUCGAUUACUUAUUUCUUUAGUUGAAUUCCAGUCUUUGAAUAUAUUGAAAGCAGUUGCAUUCACAGAAAUUUUUCUGAUGCCCUACACAGUUUUACUUAUAUUCUUGGGCAGAGCCAGUUUGUUAACACCAUUCAUCUACUACCACUUUUUAAUGCAGAGAUACACUUCAAGAAGAAACCCUUAUACUAGGAAUAUGUUUAGAGAGCUUCGAGUUGUUUUUGAAACUACUGCAGCAAAACCCAGUAUGCCUUCAUUCGUGAAACAGUUUCUGAUGUUUGUCGUUAAUUUCACCACCAAGUUAGCACCUAUACCAACACCACAACAACAACAACAACAACAAUAGUUGAUAUAUAAAAUAUGUUGUUUCUUUUUUUAAUUUAGAGUUAAUGUACUGGUUAAAAAUAUUGGGCAAAAGGGAAAAAUUGUUAAAAAAAAUGAUUAAUUAUUUAAUUUUUUGUUGAUGGUUCGUUAGAUUAACGAAAAAGCAUGUGGUUGUUGCACUUUUUAACCUUUUUAAUGUUUUAUAUUGCUAUUGCUCAGUCGAGAUUUUGUUCUUUAUAAUUAAAAUACAUAUUAAAAAUUGUAUAA